Molecule: messenger RNA, 1137 nt
Organism: Lemur catta (Ring-tailed lemur)
Lineage: Eukaryota; Metazoa; Chordata; Mammalia; Primates; Lemuridae
Gene: NFU1
Product: NFU1 iron-sulfur cluster scaffold
Exons: 9
Coding region: 170-955 (261 amino acids)
Biological process (GO): iron-sulfur cluster assembly
Cellular component (GO): mitochondrion
Molecular function (GO): iron ion binding; iron-sulfur cluster binding
Source: RefSeq, a predicted model, not a curated record
CGCAGAGGGUAGGCAAUGGUUGCAAAGCCCGCGGCGCUCAUCCGCAGCAGCCCGGCCCGUAAUCGUUAGCGUGCACUCGUCCCAUUGCCCGCUCAGCUCCCAGCCAGCCUGCGCCUGCGCAGGGCUUCCCUAGUGCCCCCGAGGACGCGCCUGCGCACCUCGGACUAACAUGGCGGCGGCGGCGGCCUGGCGGGGCUACGGAGCGGUUGCUGCGGCCGCUGGGCUGCGCAGGGGACUCUGUCUUGUGAUGAAGAAUCCAUACACCAUUAAGAAAUAUCCUCUGCAUCAAUUUGUACAGAGACCACUUUUCCUACUACCUGCAGCCCUAUGUAACACAGUGAGAUACAUGUUUAUUCAAACACAAGAUACUCCAAAUCCCAACAGUUUAAAGUUUAUACCAGGAAAACCAGUUCUUGAGACAAGGACCAUGGAUUUUCCCACCGCAGCUACAGCAUUUCGAUCCCCUCUGGCUAGGCAGUUAUUUAGGAUUGAAGGAGUAAAAAGUGUCUUCUUUGGACCAGAUUUUAUUACUGUCACUAAGGAAAAUGAAGAAUUAGACUGGAAUUUACUGAAACCAGAUAUUUAUGCAACAAUCAUGGACUUCUUUGCAUCUGGCUUACCCUUAGUUACUGAGGAAACAUCUUCAGGAGAAGCAGGAUCUGAAGAAGAUGAUGAAGUUGUGGCAAUGAUUAAGGAAUUGUUAGAUACUAGAAUACGGCCGACUGUGCAGGAAGAUGGAGGAGAUGUAAUCUAUAAAGGCUUUGAAGAUGGCAUUGUACAGCUAAAACUCCAAGGUUCUUGUACCAGCUGCCCCAGUUCAAUCAUUACUCUGAAAAAUGGAAUUCAGAACAUGCUGCAGUUUUAUAUUCCAGAGGUAGAAGGUGUAGAACAGGAGGCCUGGCCUUAUGAAGAGAUUAUCAAGGAGGGGAAGAAUGUGUGGAAAUUAGAAGUUUGAAAAAACUCCUUAGGUUAUGGAUGAUGAAUCAGAUGAAAAAGAAGCAAACUCACCUUAAAAUAAUCUGGAUUUUCAUUGGGCACAAAAGUUGGACUUGUUGACAAUGUAUAGCAAGAUUUUAUUAUUAAUAUGCUGAGAAACUUGAGGAUUAAUAAAAUAUGCCCUUUCUUCUGAGAAUGAUA